AUGUCCUGCCUGAGGAAUUUCAGUGUUUUCGUCUCAUGCAUGUUUCUCUUCAUCAUCCAGCCAGGUCAUGGUUCUGAGAUUGUUGGAGGGAAAGAAGUCGAGCCACACUCACUGCCUUUCAUGGCUUAUGUGGAAGGUGGACGAUCUUCGUGUGGCGGGACAUUAAUACAUCCACAAUGGGUCCUGACAGCUGCCCACUGCACUGAUAUGACUCUAGUGAUCCUGGGAGCGCACUCCAUCAGGAAAUCGGAAGUUGAUUCUUGGAGAGUCGUUGAGAAACGAUUUCCUCAUCCUGGCUAUGACAGAGUAACCAAGGUCAAUGACCUCAUGUUGUUCAAACUUAAGAAACCAGCGAUUCUAACCAACACAGUGAAACCCCUUCAGCUGGGCAAAAUCGUCAGAGACCCUCUACCUGGAAGCAAGUGUAUGGUGGCUGGAUGGGGACAAACUGAAAACAACCAAACAUCAGAUGUUCUCCUGUCUGCCAAUGUGACUGUGUUCAGCAGACAGACAUGCGACUCUUAUUACAACCAUCACCCUGUCAUCACCAGUAACAUGAUAUGUGCAGGUCAUGAUGGUUUAGAUGAGGGUGAUACAUGUAUGGGGGAUUCUGGAGGUCCACUGCUGUGUAAUGGAGCGCUGGUUGGGGUCACUUCAUUUGGACCAAAGAAUUGUGGCUCCAUGAAAAGUCCAGUCUUUUCCUUUGUCUCAGAGAAACAACUCUCCUGGAUCAAAAAUACAAUGAAGUUAUCUGAAAUAUGA
Molecule: messenger RNA, 762 nt
Organism: Pelmatolapia mariae (spotted tilapia)
Lineage: Eukaryota; Metazoa; Chordata; Actinopteri; Cichliformes; Cichlidae
Product: granzyme A-like
Exons: 5
Coding region: 1-762 (253 amino acids)
Biological process (GO): proteolysis
Molecular function (GO): serine-type endopeptidase activity
Source: RefSeq, a predicted model, not a curated record